Messenger RNA from Spinacia oleracea (spinach), 1755 nucleotides. RefSeq lists its product as uncharacterized. Gene Ontology annotation, molecular function: DNA helicase activity. Gene Ontology annotation, biological process: DNA repair; telomere maintenance. The record is from RefSeq and is a predicted model, not a curated record. NCBI's taxonomy places the organism in Eukaryota, Viridiplantae, Streptophyta, Magnoliopsida, Caryophyllales, Amaranthaceae. Bases 1 to 1755 code for a protein of 584 amino acids. The transcript has 2 exons.
AUGUUCAACGUAUCGCAGGACAGUAGCACUGGCACUGUGAGUGUUAACAAAAUAGAUCAGUACCAAUCAGGGAGAUGGGUUUCCCCGUGUGAAGCUUCUUGGAGAAUCUUUGGGUUCGACCUGUUUGAAAUGCAUCCAUCUGUUCUGCCCCUUCCGGUUCACUUGCCUAAUAUGAAAACUGUUCAGGUCAGGCCUCAUGAGCAGCUAGAUGCAGUUAUUGCAAGUGACAAAAGAGCACGUACUCCCCUGACAGAAUUUUUUAAAUUGAAUGCUACUACACCUGGCGGGCCGAGAUACCGGUAUGGUCAGUUCCCAGAGCACUAUAGAUGGGAUGCUUCUAACAAGCAGUGGCUAAAAAGGAAGAACAAUGUGGUGGUUAUCGGUAGGCUGGCAUUUGUAGCCCCGGCUGAAGGAGAGCGGUACUAUUUGAGAUUUCUUCUUACCCAUGUGUCUGGGCCAAAGUCUUUUACGGAUCUGUUAACUGUUGAUGGCCACAGGUGCACAACAUUUCAAGAGGCAGCUCUUAAACUCAAACUUCUUGAAGAGGAUAAUGUAGUUGAUCUAUGCUUGGCUAAAGCAUGUGAAGUCCAAAUGCCCGCUGCUUUACGCCGCCUCUUUGCAACAGUUCUGAUGUUCUGCCAAGCCAGUGACCCAACUGCAAUGUGGUUUAAAUACUAUGCUGCCAUUUCUCAAUGUUACAGCCACCAGUUUCCGGAAUCAGGAAAUCGGGUAAAGCAUCUCACAGUGAGAUCCAUUGAACAAUAUUUAGAGGCAAUGGAUGACGAGUUCACAAGAACAAAGGACAUUAUCGAUGCACUUGAUGCGCCAAUACCUCAAGAAUGUAUUUAUUGUCGUGAUAGACUGAAUCCGGCACAACAAGAGGCAUUUGACUGUAUCAUUGACCAUGUCGUAAGAGGGAAAGCUGGUGCAUUCUUCAUUGAUGGCCCUGGUGGUACCGGAAAAACUUUCUUGUACAAUUCACUUUAUGCAGAGGUUCUCUUAAUGAAGAAGGUCGUUCUUCCUACUGCCACAUUAGGUAUUGCCGCAUCCAACAUUCCUUUUGGAAGGACUGCCCAUUCAAGGUUCAAAAUACCGGUUGAUUCAGAAUCUUCCUUGGCUUGCGAUGUUCCAAAACAAGGCAGCCUCGCCGCAUUAAUAAAAGAAACAACUUUAAUCAUCUGGGAUGAAGCUUCAAUGGCAAAGAAAGAAAAUAUCGAGUCCUUGGAUUUGCUUCUCCGGGACUUGUGCAAUCCAAAUGCCCUCUUUGGCGGCAAGCUUGUUGUGUUUGGUGGAGACUUCCACCAGGUGUUACCUGUUUUUCCACGCAAAACACAACAAGAAGAAGUGGAAGCUAGCUUAGUGAACUCUUCCCUUUGGCCUCAAUUCAAAAAAAAUCGCCUCACUGAGAACAUACGCGCACGAGAGGAUCCGGAAUUUUCAGCAUUUCUCCUCGCCCUAGGAAAUGGAGAGUUACAAACAUCAGAAGAUGGACUCGUGCGAUUGCCGGAGCAGAUUAUCAAACAUGUUGCCCCUGGUGAAGACCCGGUCACAGAACUAACGGGAGUUGCCUUUCCUGAGCUUGAUUUAAAUAGCUUCAACUCAGAUAUCUUUACAAAAAAAGCUAUACUGACUCCUUUGAAUGAUGAUGUUGAUUCGAUUAACACAACCCUCAUUGAGAAGUUCCCUGGGCAGCCUGUUGUUUAUAGGAGCUUUGAUAUAAUGUUGGAUGAUAAUUGCAACAUAUAUCCUACAUAA